Biomphalaria glabrata is the source of this 2988-nucleotide messenger RNA. Its product is annotated as protein disulfide-isomerase A4-like. Gene Ontology annotation, molecular function: protein disulfide isomerase activity. The transcript has 11 exons. The coding region runs from base 104 to 2035 and encodes 643 amino acids. Gene Ontology annotation, biological process: response to endoplasmic reticulum stress; protein folding. NCBI's taxonomy places the organism in Eukaryota, Metazoa, Mollusca, Gastropoda, Planorbidae. Gene Ontology annotation, cellular component: endoplasmic reticulum; cell surface. The record is from RefSeq and is a predicted model, not a curated record.
ACUCUUCAAUAUCAUUGAUAUAGAAGAGCCGUUCAGAGAUUCAAUAGAACACAAAAUCGAGUUGUAAAAGUUGUUGUUAUAUAUAUUUUCUGGAACAGAAACCAUGCACUAUACUUUAAAUAUUGCGAUAUUGUUUAUUGCAAUACUUUCUUUAUUAUCGAAUGCUUUGGCUGAUGCAGAUGUCGAUGAUGUAACAGUAAAAGCUAAUGCAGAUCUAGAUCUAGAUGCAGAUAAAGAUUCAGAAAAUAGUGAUGAAGGUGGAUCUUUGAGAUAUGAAGAAUCAGUUUUGGUUUUAAAUGGAGACAAUUUUGAUGAUGUCAUUAAAGCCAAUCCAGUUGUUCUGGUUGAAUUUUAUGCUCCAUGGUGUGGACACUGCAAAAAUCUGGCUCCAGAGUAUUCAGCAGCUGCUAAAGAGUUGGCGUCCAGUGACCCACCUGUGGUGUUAGCCAAAGUUGAUGCUACAGUUCAUAGUGAACUUGCUCAGAGAUUUGAUGUGACUGGAUAUCCAACACUUAAAUUUUUCAAAAAUGGAAAAGAAUAUCCAUAUGAAGGACCAAGAGAAACUCAGGGAAUCAUUAGUUACAUGAAAGAGCGAGCUAAACCUGAUUGGGCUCCAGAACCUGAUGCUGUGGUUACCUUGACCCAGACUAAUUUUGAUGAAGUUAUAAAUGCUAAUGACCUCAUCUUAGUGGAAUUUUAUGCCCCUUGGUGUGGUCACUGCAAACGAUUGGCACCUACUUAUGAAAAAGCAGCAAAAUCUCUACUCAAAAAUAACCCACCUAUUACUCUUGCCAAGGUUGAUGCUACAAAAGAAGCAGAUCUUGCUAAAAAAUAUGAAAUCAGUGGUUACCCCACAUUGAAGAUCUUCAGAAAGGGGAAGCCUUCUGAUUACAAGGGAAAAUAUGAGAGUGAAUAUGAUAUUGUUGUACACAUGAGGAAUCAGCUGGGAGAUGGAGCUAAAGAAAUUGCAAGUCUCAAGGCAUUAAAGGAGUUUUUUUCUGUAGAUGAUGUAACUGUCAUAGGGUUCUUUGAGUCCAAGGAGGAACCUUUGGCACAACCUUAUAAAGACUUCUCUGAUGAAAACAGAGAAGACUAUACUUUUGGUAUAGUGUACAACAAGGAGGCCAGGGAGGCUUACAAAAUCAAACCAAACUCUGUUGUUGUUUUCAACUCUGAAAGAUUUUACACAAAGUAUGAACCAAAGUGGCAUGUCUUAGAAAUUAAGGAAGAAACAAGUGCAGUUGAUGUGAAAAGUUUCAUUGAGAAGCACCACCUUCCCUUGGUUGGUCAUUACCAUGGAUCAUUGAUACCUCGUUACCAGGGAAAGAAACCCCUGUGUCUGGUCUUCUACACUGUGGACUUUAGCUUUGAGCAUAGAGAAGCCACUCAGUUUUGGAGAAACAAGAUAGCUGCCAUCGCAAAGAAGUUUCCAGACAUUACGUUUGCUGUAGUAGAUGAUGAAACUAACAGUCCCUUGAUGGAAGAGUUUGGUUUAGGAGAUUCUGGGGAGGACGUCAACGUUGGCUUGUUUGGUGCUGAUGGUAAAAGGUACGGCAUGAAACCCAUGGAGGAAUUUGAUAGUGAUGACAUCAUUGAAUUCCUAAACAAAUACAAAAAAGGAAAACUAAAGCCCUAUGUUAAAUCUCAGAGAGCCCCCAAGAAACAGACAGGGCCAGUAACUGUUGUUGUAGCUCACACUUUUGGUGACAUAGUCCUGGACAACAAGAAAGAUGUUCUUAUUGAAUUAUAUGCACCUUGGUGUGGACACUGCAAAAAUCUAGAACCAAUCUACAAUGAUUUGGCUAAAAAACUGAAAGCAGAGAAGAACUUGGUCAUUGCCAAGAUGGAUGCCACAGCUAAUGAUCUGCCAGACAACUACAGCUCAACAGGGUUUCCAACUAUCUACUUUGCUCCAGCUAACAAUAAAAAGUCUCCAAUUAAAUAUGAAGGAGAGAGAACAUUGGAAGCUUUUGAAAAAUUUCUGAAAGAACAGGCCACAGUUUCUUUUGGUAAAGUGGUCAAAGAAGAAUUGUGAUUAUUUAGUAAUAUUAGAAGAGUGUUCAAUUUAAAAUUGUAAAGUGAUUUCUUUUUAAAUUUUGUUUUGAUAAUUAUGCUAAUGUUUGAAUUGGAUGAUCUGUGAAUUUUAAAACUACAUUAAUGUGUUUAUUGGCUCCCAGACUUACAUGACCAAAUGAUUUCACUAUGACUUCACUUCUUAAUUGGCAUUGGACUUGUUUUUUGCCUAGUUCAGUUAACUUGAUUAUUUUUAUUGCUAGAAAAAAAUUAUGUAGCCGUUUCUCAAGAAUGAGAAAAACAAAUGUGCCAAGUUUUAGCCAAAGAACUUAUUGAGCUUAUUAAGCGUUUUUUAAAGUUGGCAUGUUAGACAAAACAAUGCCAAGUACAGUAUGGCUUUACAUGGUUUAUUUCUGUUUUUUUUUUUAUUUGUUAUUUGAUAAUUUAAAUGUACUCGUAAUUUUCUGAGUCACUUUGUUGUGAAUAUUUUGAAUUGAUUCAUUUCUUAAUUUGUGCUUCAUAACUUUGACAUUGUUAAUUAAUCUAAACUUGUUUGAUAUUAAUGAAUGUCAGAUUUGUACUCAUUAUUGUUAUCAAUCCUACAAACCACAAGAGUUUAGCUUCCAUAUUGUUUUUAGCAUUUCUGAACCAUAUGCUAUGAAUUUUAUGACAUAUGUUUACGAAGUAUCGUCUCUUAAAUUUUAAACACAUGUGCCUAAAUUUUUUUAAAGUCUUUUUUGUGUGUUUUUGCCAGUUAAAUAAUGAUAUAAUCAUUCGUUUAAACAUAACUUUGGUUUGUUGUAUAAAUGAAAUGUUUAUAUCAUAUGAAAGUAUUUUUAUUCCUCUUGGUGUUGUAUCUUCUAUUUGGCUACAUUUAUAUCUAAAAGGAAGAGUACAUGGCUAUGCCAGUUUGAAACUGUGUGAUAAUUGAAAUUAAACUAUUAACGUUUGACGUGAUAUACAAUAGCAUUCCUU